This is a messenger RNA of Diprion similis, 2157 nucleotides long. Its product is annotated as xenotropic and polytropic retrovirus receptor 1 homolog. The record is from RefSeq and is a predicted model, not a curated record. Gene Ontology annotation, cellular component: Golgi apparatus; cytoplasm; plasma membrane. The transcript is spliced from 11 exons. The coding region runs from base 164 to 2143 and encodes 659 amino acids. NCBI's taxonomy places the organism in Eukaryota, Metazoa, Arthropoda, Insecta, Hymenoptera, Diprionidae. Gene Ontology annotation, molecular function: inositol hexakisphosphate binding. Gene Ontology annotation, biological process: phosphate ion transport; cellular response to phosphate starvation.
UGUGUGUGUAUGUCAAAUUGUUUGCCAACCGGAGUUUACAGUUUAUAAAUAAGUCGAUGAUUCUUGAAAAACAGAUCCGAGGAUGGGAAUUUAAUUUACAAGCGCAGCUCGGGAGGGCCGGUUGUGAUUGAGAUAUAAAAACGAACGCGACAAGUCCGAUAGAAUGAAAUUCGCGGAACACUUGGCCGCUCAUAUCACUCCGGAAUGGAGAAAACAGUACAUUAAUUACGAGGAAAUGAAAGCCUUGCUGUACGCUGCGGUCGAACAAGCUCCAGCGGCAGAAGCGAUCGAACCGCAUGUUUUGGAAAGGUAUUUCAGUAAAUUUGACGAAACUUUCUUCCAUUAUUGUGACAAGGAGUUGGCAAAAAUCAACACGUUCUAUUCAGAAAAGUUGGCAGAGGCGAUGCGUAGAUACGCAACCCUUACAAGUGAGCUGAGCGGAGUUCAAACCAUCGCCGAUGAAGUGAAAUCCGGCGGCUAUAAAGGCAAUAGUGGACGCAUACUUCACAAGAAGCCAGUAUCUGCGCGUAAGAUUCAGGAAUUGAAACUUGCCUUUUCCGAGUUUUAUCUGUCGCUGAUACUGCUUCAAAAUUAUCAAAAUCUCAACUUCACCGGGUUCAGAAAAAUCUUGAAGAAACAUGACAAAUUGUUAAACGUUGAAGUAGGAUCGAAAUGGAGGGCAGAGCACGUGGAGGGCGCGUUAUUUCAUAUUCACAAGGAUAUCGACAGACUGAUUGGAGAAACGGAGGCAGUAUUCACCCGCGAUCUAGAGCACGGUGAUCGUCAACGAGCAAUGAAACGUCUACGUGUCCCGCCCUUGGGAGAGCAACUCUCGCCCUGGCUAGCGUUCAAAGUCGGCCUCUUUUCCGGGGCCUUCGUAGUCCUACUCGUCGCCGUUGUGCUUUCCGGGGCCUAUAACAACGACAGAAGUGACUGGAGGGUAUUGUGUAGGCUCUACCGUGGUCCGCUUUUGAUGGUACAAUUCUUUUUUCUCAUGGGAAUAAAUAUUUACGGUUGGAGGUCCUCAGGCGUUAAUCACGUAUUAAUCUUCGAAUUGGACCCACGAAACCACUUGUCGGAACAGCACAUCAUUGAAAUGGCGAGUAUUUUUGGAAUCGUUUGGACUUUAUCGGUGCUCGGGUUUUUGUACAGCGACAAUUUAGGAGUUUCCCCAUUUAUACAGCCGGUUCUGCUGUAUGCAGGCUUAACGGCAUUCCUUUUGAACCCGACUAAAACCCUGCGACAUGAGGCCAGAUUUUGGGCAUUGCGAGUCAUGGGGCGAAUUUUUUGUGCGCCAUUCUUUUACGUGGGAUUCGCCGAUUUUUGGCUUGCCGAUCAGCUCAACUCCCUUCACACUGUCUUUCUGGACUUGCAAUACUUUGUCUGUUUCUAUACGAAGAACUCGUCAUGGACAAGAGUUGUGGAUGCGGAAGUCUGUAUAAUACACGAGCACUCGAUGAGGCCUUUCGUAGCCUGCCUACCGGCAUGGUUCCGAUUCGCUCAGUGCCUAAGAAGGUACUGGGACACGAAAGAAGUUUUCCCUCACCUGGCAAACGCAUCGAAAUACGCAACGAGCUUUUUCGUCGUCAUCUUCUCAUAUCUUCAUCUCGCCUACGCUAAUCGUUACCAAACAACGACGCAAAACCCGUAUUUCUACCUCUGGGUUGUCGCGAGCGUCGUCAGUUCCUGCUUCGCCUAUACUUGGGAUGUUAAAUUAGACUGGGGCCUAUUCGAAGUGCGAAAUGGGGAGAACAAGUUUCUUCGCGAAGAGAUGGUUUACUCCUCGCCGUAUUACUACUACUUCGCGAUCGUUGAAGAUUUCAUCCUCCGAUUUGGUUGGGCAUUUUCAUUAUCUCUCACCGAAAUGGGCUACGUGCAUGCCGAUCUGAUGGUGUCCAUCGUUGCACCCUUAGAAGUAUUCAGGCGGUUCGUUUGGAACUUUUUCCGCUUGGAGAACGAGCAUUUGAAUAACUGCGGUAAGUUUCGAGCAGUCAGAGAUAUAUCGAUCGCACCGAUGGACCGUUGCGAUCACACGCAAAUAUUGCGAAUGAUGGAUGCUACGGACGGGGUGCGGAAUCGUCGGAAUCAAACGAAAAACGACGGACUGAAAUCUAAGCCGAGCACUUUAAUGCUCGAUGGAUGAGAAUCGACGCCGAA